Messenger RNA from Cynoglossus semilaevis (tongue sole), 1341 nucleotides. RefSeq names its product transmembrane protein 167B (gene tmem167b). Bases 144 to 368 code for a protein of 74 amino acids. The record is from RefSeq and is a predicted model, not a curated record. The transcript has 3 exons. Lineage: Eukaryota; Metazoa; Chordata; Actinopteri; Pleuronectiformes; Cynoglossidae.
CAUAACACGUAAAGGAAGAACAGAAGCCAGGGAAACAGGAAAUGUCAACCGACUGGCUGCAGCGUUCCACUUUCUAAUUAUUACACGAUGGACUGCUGAAACUUCACCGACUUCAGAACAUCGUCAUAGAACAAGCUGCAAGUAUGACUAAUGUUUACUCUUUUGAUGGCAUCCUGGUGUUUGGGCUGCUGUUCGUAUGCACGUGUGCAUACCUCAAAAAGGUGCCUCGUCUCAACAGCUGGCUACUGUCAGAGAAGAAAGGAGUGUGGGGCGUCUUCUACAAAGCUGCCGUAAUUGGGACGCGGCUCCACAUCGCUGUGGCCAUUUCCUGCAUGUUAAUGGCGUUCUACAUUGUCUUCCUGAAAUGACAGUCGCACGCUAGACUGUAAAGACUGGACACUGUGUGCAGGAAUGGAAACAGAUUCAUCAAUGUAGAGGUUACGUUGGAAUCCUUGAUGCAGGACACUUGUAGGAUGAAGUGGGCGAUGGAACCCCAUUGCCCUGUGGACCUAUGUGGAAAAAUAGCUUGGGGUGCCCCUUUCUGGUGACUGGGUACAUGACUCUUUUCUUUAUAAUGUACAUUACAUGCACUACAGACAUGAAGGUUGUCCUUAAUCCACUCCAGUGAUUGAGAAAAAAAGCUUGGUCACAUGGUAUCAUUCUGUGGAUAGAUAAUGCUGUCAUCUCCCCAUCACAAGUUGUAAUUAUUUAUAUUGAAGGAUGCUGGUUAAAACUGCAUUGUAUGUAAAGCAUUAUGUACGUUCUUGCUGUAUGUAUGUUUGGAAGAUCAAUGACAACACAGGAUUUUCAGGCUUAUAUGAUCAAACAGAAACCUAGUUUAUUUUUCCACCCAGUUCUAUUCUGUUGUUUUUCUGACAGUGGUGGAGGGUAAGACAAACAAAGAUAAUAUAUAAAGAUGUUCUUGUGUGCUCUGUAAUUUACAGUAUAGGAGCUUUUCAGUUAACUUUCUUAACUGGUGUGUGUAUUGCAUCCCAUGUCUUUUUGAGUCUGAAUUACACAUUUUACACUAGUGUGUUUUGUACUUGUACAUUUAAAUCUAACCCAAGAUAAGGUAUACAGUAAAUGUCAAUAAUAAUACAUUUAGAUGUCAAAUUCCAACCACAGCUGUAGAUUACAACAGGUUUGUAGUGACUUCAAAAGAAGGUAUAUUUUAACAUUGAAAAGCUACGUCUGACACACCUGGUAAUGAAAUGACAAAAAGAGUUUGGAGCUUCCCAUAUCACCGCUCUCACGUUGACAUUUUACUUCACCACCUACAUUUUUGUAUAUGUUUUGAGGGAGUAGGAUUGAGAUGAAAUUUCAGUAAAUUGAUUAAACAAA